AUGAAAACUUUCAAGUGCUUUUAUGAAAGCUGCUCUCGUAUAUAUUCUACCAAAUUUAACCUUGGAAGACAUAUAAACGUUUUCCAUAAAAAUAAUCGCUUUCCUUGCUCGAUAUGUGGAGAAAGGCUAUCAUCAGCUCAAAACUUAAAAGACCAUAGCUAUUGUCACACAGGUCAAAAGCCUUAUGCCUGCAAGCACUCAGGUUGCACAAAACGAUAUAGGCAAGCAAGCCAACUUUCGGUGCACAAGAAAAAACACCGAAAUAAUAAUACUAGCACAGCCAAUUUUUUUACAGAAUUAAACGUAUUUUUUAUUCAGGCAAAAAUUUUAUUAAAUCUUGAUAAAAUAAUAGUAUUUGACAUCCCUGAUGGUCCUUAUAAGAAGAAUGAUGCAAAACUGCCGCCAAUUCUCUAG
Blepharisma stoltei is the source of this 414-nucleotide messenger RNA. Lineage: Eukaryota; Ciliophora; Heterotrichea; Heterotrichida; Blepharismidae. The record is from the annotation of a GenBank genome assembly.